Molecule: messenger RNA, 2404 nt
Organism: Eufriesea mexicana
Lineage: Eukaryota; Metazoa; Arthropoda; Insecta; Hymenoptera; Apidae
Gene: Pep
Product: Protein on ecdysone puffs
Exons: 10
Coding region: 77-2377 (766 amino acids)
Cellular component (GO): nucleus
Source: RefSeq, a predicted model, not a curated record
AUGACUCCAUUUCGUUGAGAUUUCCAUUUUGCCUCCUUUUCUUGAGCUGUGGUUGGAUUUGCUGCUUUUGAGGUCAAUGUCGCGAGGAAUAAAACGUGAUUCCUUUGGGAAUCGAAACUUUAAUAACAGAGGAGGAGGUGGUGGCGGUGGUGGUGGAGGAAGGGUUGGUAACAUGGGAGGAAGUGGAGGAGGUAUGUCUGGCAAUAUGGGUGGUGGAAUGGGCGGAGGAGGAGGAGGAGGAGGAGGGGGUGGAGGUAGUGGUGGAAGCGGUGGAAUGAAUCCUUGGGAAGGAGGAAUGAUGCCUGGUAGAGGAAUUUUACCAACGCCUAAUAAUAAUUUGUCUUUAACAUCACCACAAGCACAGUUAGCGAUAGCUAGCAAUCUUCUUACAAAUUUGCUUCGCAGUCAGCAAGAAGUACAACCACAGCAAGUACCAUCACUUCUCAGCCUUGGAAAUAACUUUUCUGGACCUGGACCUAACUUUCCAAACCAACAGAAUUUUUCUUCAGGGCGUUUUAAUGAUCGUCCUGUUAGGUAUUCUAUGAAGAAUCAACGGCCACAACCAUAUAACAAGAUGGGCAAUCGCGCCCGUGAUGGCCCUGCUGGGCGACGUGGUCCAUCUGCACAACAAUCUCGUGCACCCCAGUCUGGCAGUCAGCGUAUGAAUGGAAACCAAACUCAACAUCACAACGAUAAAUCUUCUAAACCAAUUCCUGCCUCUAAACAAAAUCAGACUGCCAAAAAGGAACAGCAGGACGUUAAGACCUCUGAUAAUGAAAAAACAGAAGCACCUGCUGUAACAAGUGAAGAAAAUGAAGAACCCGAAGACAAGAAAGCUGAUUGGAAGGAAUCAAGUAAGGAUAACGAAGAUGUUCAAGUUGUUGAUACUGAGGAAACAGGAGAAAAGUCUCAAGAUGAUUCAGAACAAAAGUCAGACAAACCUGCAACAGAUGAAUCAACAUCAAAGGAAGCAAAUUCAUCUACAUCUGAAAAGGAUUCAAAAAUGGCUGGCAUGAAGUCAAAAGCUAGACACGCUGAAAGUCGUUAUGCAGAUGUUCCAAUGAAUCAUAUGUUCUGUCAUAUUUGUAAUAAGCAUAUGUGGGAUGGAUAUUCAUUCGAAAAUCAUUUACGAGGACGAGCCCACCAGUUAAUGAUGGAAAAGUUAGAUGAAUUGUAUAAAUUAAAAGUUGAUCUAAUGCGGCAUGAAUUAAGAGUAGGUGAAGAGCAACGUGAACUUAGUUUAACCAAUUCGAAACGUCGUGGAAAAAAGGUUUCUGUGGAUCUUAACGUACGUGAAUAUUGUACAAUGUGCGACUUAAAUUUCUAUGGCACAUUAUCUACGCAUAGAAAAAGUGAAAAACAUCAGCAACUAAAAACAUUUUUGCAUCCAAGAUGUUUCCCAUGUUUAAAAGAAUUCCCAUCGCGCAUUGAAUACGAUGAACAUUGUUUAACUCCUGGACACAUGAAAAAAGCUGUACAGUGUGAAGAACAGCGAAAAAAUAAAAAGAAAGAAAAACUUGCAAAGGGAGAAUCUGAAGUACGUACUGCCGAAGACGAAGAAAAAGAUGCUGGUCCCGAUAACAAAAAUGAAAAGGAAGAAGAUAUUACAGAAGAACAAGAGUAUAUUACAGAUAUCGUUGAGAAUCUAAAUGAAAAGAAAUUUAAAAUUCCAUCUUAUAAAUAUUGUCGUCAAAAUCAGAUUUCCAUUGGAAAAUCUAUGGUGAAAGAAGUUCAAGGAUUCUAUUGUGAAAAAUGCAGAAGAUUCAUGUUUUUGGUUGAAGAUAUGAAUGCUCAUUUACGUAGUAUCACACAUUACCGAAAUUUUGUACAAGAAGUAAAAACUUUAACUUCAAGUGUGGAGACUGCAGAACAAAAAUCAUCAGAGAAACCUGAGUCUGGCGAAGAUGCUCAAGAAAAUGAUAAAGAAUACGAUGGAAAUGCAAAGCGUCGUAAAAUAGCUCACUCUGAUGAUGAGAAUGACGUCGAAAUAAAGGAGGUGGAAGAAAACAAUAUUGAAAAUGCAAAUGCUCAGAAGAAAGCUGAUGGGGAUGAAAAGUAUGAUCCACUUGAAGCUGAUGCAGAAUCUGAAGAAGAAGAAACACAUGAAACAGAAAAUAGUAGUGAACAGUCUUCGCAAAAUGCUGCUAAUACUCAAGAAAAGAAAAUGCUAGUUGACAAGACGUGGGCUGAUAUAGAUAAUGAUAAUGAGGCGGAAAUAGGUAAUUUAAUCGACGAUGGAGAUGAAAAAGAACACGUUGAGCCUGAAAAAACCGUGCAAAAAUUAGAAAGAGAUCAAAGUCCGCAAAUAAAACCAUCGCGUGGUCGAGGUUUUUCACGUGGACGCGGCAGCCCUCGAGCACGAAGAGCUCGACGAUAAAGUGAUCCCUAUUCCAAAAUUCGAGUA